Messenger RNA from Paramecium pentaurelia, 661 nucleotides. Lineage: Eukaryota; Ciliophora; Oligohymenophorea; Peniculida; Parameciidae. The record is from the annotation of a GenBank genome assembly.
AAUGUCUAAUAUAAAAAUUGUAUAUCAAAGAAAAGUUCAUAAAUUACCUCCAAAGAUUACAAGUCAUUAGGAAAUCAUAGAAACUAUAAAGUCCAUUUACCCUCAAAUCAAAGAAGUCCAUUUAUAUACUAUUAUCAAUCCUAGUAGAAAUUUAAAAUUAUUCUUAGCUGAACCAGAUGGAAUUGAGGAAAUCAAUUGUGAUUUAAAUUUAACAUUACUUAAAAAGUUGUAUAAAUAAAUGGGAUGGCCAACAAUCAAAUUACUUGUUGUAGAGAAUUUAAAUGAUGAAAAUCAAUUAAGAAAUUCCAUGGAUUUAUUAAAUCAAAGUUAAAUUAUGUUGGAUAAAUCUAAUUAUCAAGAUUAAUCCAAUAUUAAUAAGUAAAUAAUUGAUCUAAAUAUUAGAGUACAAUAAAAAUAAGUAAUUGAUUAUAGAAAAGAUGAAAAAUUAAAAUAAAUUAUCAUCUAAACUAUUGAUGAACGAUUAAUGUACCAUAAUCUUUUGAAUCCAAAAAAAUAAGACACAGAUAUGAUAGAAAAGGUUAAACAAUUAUCAUAAAUUUUUACCUAAUAUUCUUAUGAUUGGUUAUUUGAAUUUGUUAAACAAUAAGGUGCUAAUUAAUCUUAUGAACAAUUAAUAUCGUUGCUGACUGAGAAUUAUUGA